Medicago truncatula (barrel medic) is the source of this 501-nucleotide messenger RNA. RefSeq names its product protein MAINTENANCE OF MERISTEMS-like. Gene Ontology annotation, biological process: meristem maintenance; meristem development. NCBI's taxonomy places the organism in Eukaryota, Viridiplantae, Streptophyta, Magnoliopsida, Fabales, Fabaceae. Bases 1 to 501 code for a protein of 166 amino acids. The record is from RefSeq and is a predicted model, not a curated record. The transcript has 3 exons.
AUGGCGGACGGGUACGCAUGGAUGCGUAAUUAUUCCUGGGGAGCUAUGACCCUCGCCUACCUAUACGGCGAGUUGGCGGAUGCAUGUAGGCCUGGACACAGGGCGUUUGGGGGGAGCGUGACACUGCUGACUGCAUGGUUUUUGGCGCAUUUUCCAGGGUUUUUUAGUGUUGAUCUCAACACUGACUACCUGGAAAACUAUCCGGUUGCAGCGAGGUGGAAGCUCCAGAAGGGUCAUGGGGAGGGGAUCACGUAUCGGUCACUGCUCGAUCGUAUACAGUUAGAUGAUGUAUGCUGGAGGCCGUACGAGGAGCACAGAGAGAUCCAGGACUUCGAGGAGGUUUUCUGGUAUUCUGGAUGGAUUAUGUGCGGCGUCCGUAGGGUGUACCGUCACUUGCCCGAGAGGGUUUUGAGGCAGUACGGAUACGUGCAGACCAUCCCCAGACAUCCGACUGAUGUUAGGGACCUCCCACCGCCUUCCAUACUGCAGAUGUUGCUUUAA